Dovyalis caffra is the source of this 570-nucleotide messenger RNA. The record is from the annotation of a GenBank genome assembly. NCBI's taxonomy places the organism in Eukaryota, Viridiplantae, Streptophyta, Magnoliopsida, Malpighiales, Salicaceae.
AUGGACCUUAUCACUUCAUGCCGCUACUGCAUCUCACUCUGCCGGAAAUCGGCAUUUUACCGCCAAAUUUCAUUUCCAAAUUCCACUACUCAACACUCCAGUUCUCUUAAAUGCCGCGUUAAAACGACAUCGGAGCUUCAAACUUCAGUAGGAGUGAACGAUCGUACCGGUAACAACUACUCCUCGUCGAUUCCAACUCAUAAAGUCACUGUUCAUGACCGGCAACGAGGAGUCGUUCACGAGUUCCUUGUUCCAGAGGACCAGUAUAUAUUGCACACAGCAGAAUCACAGAACAUCACACUUCCAUUUGCUUGCAGGCACGGUUGUUGCACUAGCUGUGCUGUACGUGUAAAAUCAGGACAACUUAGACAGCCAGAAGCUCUAGGGAUCUCUACUGAGUUGAAGUCGAAGGGAUACGCACUUCUUUGUGUGGGCUUCCCAUCUUCUGAUCUUGAAGUAGAAACUCAAGAUGAGGAUGAGGUGUAUUGGCUUCAGUUUGGAAGAUAUUUUGCCCGAGGACCAAUUGAUAGAGACGACUAUGCCUUGGAGCUGGCCAUGGGUGAUGAAUAG